Messenger RNA from Ilex paraguariensis (yerba mate), 242 nucleotides. NCBI's taxonomy places the organism in Eukaryota, Viridiplantae, Streptophyta, Magnoliopsida, Aquifoliales, Aquifoliaceae. The record is from the annotation of a GenBank genome assembly.
UGUUGGAUCCUUGUUACAAGUUGACAUUUUUGAGAUAUAAACUUUCCAAAAUUUAUACUCGUGAUGAGGUUGAUGAGUUGAUUGAAAAGGUGAAAGUUGUGUUAGAUAAAUUGUAUGAACAUUACUCAUCGGUUGAAUUAGCUUCAUUAAAGAAUGUUGAUGCAUCAAAAGAAGGCAUUAAUGUUGGAAAAGAAAUUUCAGAUGACCCAAAUGUUGUACUUGAUGAAGAUGUAGUGGAUUGA